This is a messenger RNA of Girardinichthys multiradiatus, 2438 nucleotides long. RefSeq lists its product as uncharacterized. The record is from RefSeq and is a predicted model, not a curated record. Lineage: Eukaryota; Metazoa; Chordata; Actinopteri; Cyprinodontiformes; Goodeidae. The transcript is spliced from 4 exons. Bases 779 to 1501 code for a protein of 240 amino acids.
CAGCAGCUGUCUUAAAAAGCCAUGAGCUCAUUAGCUGGAUGAGUUGCAGCUGAGAACAAUGAAGUGCCAGAACCAGCCAGCAGAGAUCUCACAAACCUUACCUCCCUUUCAGAAGUAGCAGACAAAGGGACUCUCAAAGUCAUCGACAUGUCAAUGCCCACUACUAUGCUACAUGGGGAUUAUAUUGUUCUUGAUCUUGUCCAAGACUCCGAAGUCCCCAGUGCUUCCUCUGUUAACCACUCCCUUCUGUCUGAUGGAUCUGUGGACACAGAUGUGUUGUCAUCAAAUGAGUAAACAAGCUCACGGUCUUCUUGGCCUCCUGUCUUUUAUGUGCCCAAGUUUCCCUAUGAUGCGGAAUGAAAACUUGAGAAGGCAAGUAUGGCAUACAAUCAGAAUGGAACUGUACUUAUUCCAGAUCCGAAGUUGAAGUCAACCAUCCUUGAUGGUUUUGUGCAGGAAAUUGUCCAGUACAAAGUGUAUGUCAGUGAUAAAGAAAUGGAUCAAGUUGCUCAGAGUCUGAUCAAGAAGCAUCCCUGUCUAACUGAGAGAGGCUCCACCACUGGAUGUGGAGGAUGGAAGACCAGCUUGAAAUAUAAACUUGCCAACUAUCAAACCCAGCUACGAAAACUGGGGUGCCCAGAGGUGACUGUUAACAUCUUUAAAGAACAAACCUGUUGGAAGAUGCAGCGCAGCCUUUGGUGUCAAAAAAGCAAAGAGGGCAGAAGUAAACUUUUGCCCAAUAUACCCAUCAGAAGAAACUGAGGAAAGUCUAGAGGUGAUGUGGAACGCUUUACUCUUGGACUUAAAGAAGAGGAACAACAGAGAGUUGGUGAAACUAAAGAUGGAAAAAACAUUUGCAUACAGAAGACAUGAAAUUGUUCGUGAUGCACCAAUGGUGGAGGCUUUAAUGGCAAGAUGGCCUGCUCUAUUUGACAUCCGUGAGAUCAAUGCUGAGUUUAAGAGAAUUACCACCAUCCCACUUCAGUCAAAGUUCUUAUCUCAGCUGGACCUCCAUUUUAACAACCUGAUGAAGCUGUUCAAAAGAAGAGGAGGACAGUUUGGACAAAAGUUGAAACAAAUUGUGGCACAAAUGGAUGAUUGUGAAGAUGUUGAUACAGGACGAGUGUGUGUCAUUAAGAGAGUGUCCAUCUACAUGGGAGAAGAUUCCGACCACCUCAUCCGAGAGUAUGUGGGUAUGGAUGAAGCUGCCAUCAAUGAGGCCAUUGAAGACAGCACUGUUGGAACUUAUCUUAUCAAGGAAGAAGCUUCAGCACAUGCACAAGAGGUUGGAGUUGUUCUUGAAGGCAUCAGGGUGAUGACUAACUUGGAUAAUAUAGCAUUUGCUGUGGUAAUGCUAUUUGGACUAAUAUAUGUGCUGAAUCUUGCAUAUCCUGCUGACCCUUGCUACACUUUUGAGGUGUUCCAGAAGAUUUUUAUGGAACUGGAUAGAGGUAAACUCUCCAACAAGGCGCUAGCUCUCAAAAACCGCCUCUUUGAAUGAGGCGUCAAAGAUCUUGAUUUUUUUCAUUUUCUAUGCAGUUAUGUUGUGAUGCUCACGGUUUCUUUUCUUUUUUUCUAUCUCUUUUCCUCAUGACUCCAUUGCUGGAUAAAAGUAUUUUCCUUUUUGUGUUCCAAUGUUUAGAAGAAAUGUUUGAGGGAUUGUAGAGAUAUGUUCUGGGUCAACCUUGAAGUAGCAGUAAGAAACCUUUUAUUAAAAAGAUGUUUUUUACAUAUUGUUUAAAAUGUCACUAAGUCAUUACAGUAUAACAUGAGACAGAUAAAUUGAAAAAAUAAUAAUUUCUGUCUUAUACUGAUGGCAUAGGGACUGUUUUUGCAAAUAUGUAAAAAACAUUUAUUAUAAAAUUUGCAUACUGCUGCUUUCAUGUUAUGUUAAGAAGAUUCAUGUAGUUGUUCAACAAUGUCAUCUAAGUGUAAAAUGUUGCUAUUAUUCUAAAUGGCUAAUUACAAAAGGUGUAUUAGGAUGUGAAAUCCUUAGCUGCUUGCGUUUUUCUUAAUUUUAGCUGAAAUUUUUUUAAACGGUACACACAUUCCAUGCGUUUCUCUUCAAAUUCAGUGUAAUGGGAAUUUUAGAAAUAUUUCAUACAAAAACAAGUUAUGCAUCUUUAAACCUGUUUAUUAAUAGAAGUUUGUUUCUAUUUUCAGGUAAGUCCUAAUUUAGUAUUAUUCCUUUUAAUUUUAAAAAUGUUAAAGGCAAAACUUUUGUAAAAGAUGGUAUCAUUUAUAGGCACUGUAGCUUUUAUUUUCUGCUAAGGCCAUUGUUCUUGUAAAAUGUUUACAAAUGUCUAAUAUUUAAAAUAGUUUUUGAGUUGUAUUUGCAUACAAGACUAAAAUCCCCAAAAGGUGUAAGAUGUUUUAUGGCUGUGAUUUUGGCUUGUUCAUGGCAGGUCUCUACUUUUGCUGAAGUUUUAAUAAAGGUG